UGCAUUUUUCACGGAACUUUUAUCUGCAUAUUUACUUUGACGUGCAAAAAAAAAAAAAAAAAAAGAGAGAGAAGCUUUUCUCGUGUCUCUUAAUUACAUGUGUUUUAAUCGUACAUAUAUUUUAAAUAAAUAUUUGUACAAUAAUAAAGGUAAUAUGAUAAAGGUCCCGGAAACGAUUCUUCUGUGGCGUUUCAUUCAUAGACAGUAAAAUAGUUUCAUUCAGACGUACAGAAUGAAUGCAUGAGGACUUCAACUUUAACUUUAAAACCCUGCCUACCUUUCUACGUACUGGGUCUGCCUUUAAAAAGCACCGCACCGCAAGAGAUACAUUUAACACGCUAACGCCACGCGACACUCUGCAAGCGAGACACCACGCAAUGCGUCAGCUGACUACCGAGGAUCUGAAGACCCUGGAAGUAGAUCUUAAAAACUACUUUCCACAGUCGCUGCAGGUAUAUGGAUGUAUCUUCCAGCUCAACAGGACUGGACAGAGAGCUGACCCUGUUAGUGUGCUUGUUGACCAGUGGCCAGAGUUCAGAGUUUUACUUAUUAAACCAGAAUACCGUGAGAAGGGAGACCUUUUCAAAGACUUGACUGUGUUUUCAAAAAGCGAUGACUGCCUCAGAGAGCUGCUGGCACAUUCAGAUGUCAUUGAUUGGAAGAUGUUUAUUUGCUUGGCCGCUGAGCUUCAUCAUGUGAAGAUGAUGGAAGUCAUGGCAAUAAACAGAGGUGUACCUAUGAAGAAAGAAGCUGUGUGCUACAUGUUGGUUCUUCGAGAUCCAUCAAAUCUCUUACACGCUGAUAGUUCAUCACUGAAGCUGUCUUCUCUGAAUGAGUCUCAUCUUGAGCUAGUCAACCGUAGCUGGAAGUUUGGCUGUGAAGACAGCAAACUAAUGAUUAAGAAUAUGAUUUUAAACUUCCCCUCUUGUUGUGUCCUGGACUCAGAUAAUCAACCGGUAGCAUGGAUUUUAACUUAUGCUUCCUGUGCAAUGGGAAUGCUCUACACACUUCCAGAACACAGAGGAAAAGGCUAUGCAAAAGCACUAGUCACCAUUAUGUCAAAGAGACUGCACUCUCAAGGUUAUCCAGUGUACUGUUUUAUAGAGGAAGAGAACCAUUUAUCCUACAGCCUCUUCACAAGCCUGGGUUUCAUGAAAGACCCGGAUUACAGGGCAGCCUGGUUUGUCUUUAAUGGUUUUUAAUUGGGUCCCAUCAGAGCAGCCAAUCACAGUUGUUUAGCUU
Molecule: messenger RNA, 1242 nt
Organism: Carassius auratus (goldfish)
Lineage: Eukaryota; Metazoa; Chordata; Actinopteri; Cypriniformes; Cyprinidae
Product: glycine N-acyltransferase
Exons: 5
Coding region: 237-1202 (321 amino acids)
Cellular component (GO): mitochondrion
Molecular function (GO): glycine N-acyltransferase activity
Source: RefSeq, a predicted model, not a curated record